UAAAGCAUGAUAUUACUUAAACCGUAACUACUACAUAGGCCAUUUAUUUCUUCCAACUAACUAUAUCAUCAUCACCGUCACUAAUCAGCAAUCACCAUCACCACUCGCAGGUGUUUGUGAAAAUGUCUGAACGAAAAAAUUCCCACCCCGGCGACAAGCGUCCGGCUCUCCCAUUGAAGACCCGCAUCAGUCUCUUCGUCAUCAACACCGCCAGCGACGCCGCCCGCCGCCGCGACGGCACCGUCAACCGCCGCCUCCUUCAUUUCUUCGACAACUUCAGUCUCCGGACGCCGGCCAAUCCGAAACCCCGGAACGGCGUCAGAACCUCCGACGUCGCCGUCGACACUUCCCGCGACCUCUGGUUCCGCCUCUUCGUCCCUUCACACUCCGAAUCCACCGGAUCUGAUUCCCAGCUCCUCCCCUUAAUCGUCUUCUUCCACGGUGGAGGAUUCGUCCAUCUGGCGCCGGAUUUCAAGGCCUACGACGCCGUCUGCCGCCGCUUCGCGCGGAAGACGCCCGCCGUGGUGGUGUCGGUCAACUACCGGUUGGCCCCCGAGCACCGGUACCCGGCUCAAUACGAUGACGGAUUCGACGUCCUCAGAUACAUCGACGACCGGAGGGAUAUCUUGCCGGAAAAUGCUGACCUGUCGCGUUGUUUUCUUGCCGGUGACAGCGCUGGAGCGAACAUCGCCCACCACGUGACGAAACGCGCCUGCGAGUCGAAAUUUACUCACAUCAAGAUAAUUGGAUUAAUAUCCAUACAACCCUUUUUCGGAGGAGAGGAUCGAACCGAGUCGGAGCUAGAGUUAGCCGAAGUUGACGCAAUUGUGUCAAUCCGGAAAACCGAUUGGAUGUGGGAGGCGUUCAUGCCGCCAGGUGGAGGAAUGGACCGCGACCACGAGGUGAUCAACGUUAGCGGCCCUAAGGCUGCCGACAUAUCGGAAUUGGAUUUUCCGGCAACCAUGGUGGUGGUGGCGGGCUUCGAUUCACUCAAAGAUUGGCAGAAAAAGUACUACGAGUGGCUGAAGAAAUCGGGCAAGGAAGCCUAUCUUGUGGAGUACCCAAAAAUGAUACAUGCUUUCUACGUUUUCCCAGAACUCGAAGAAUCGGCGCAACUCAUUUCUGAGACCAAACGAUUCAUCGAAAAGCAGUGUUCCAAGGUCGUCUGAGUAGACCCCUUAAUAAUUAAUUAUCUUAUUCUCAUAUAUGUAUUCCAUAUCGUUUUAAUAAUUUCGUACGAUUAUUGAACUCGACUAUUUUUUUUCUUUUCAUUCAAUAAUAUUGGAAAACAUAGAAAAGUAAUUCGAUGAAGUUGCAUGGCUCUGUCACCACAUGUGCACGCAAAUGACUGCAGUUAUCGUAUUCCCAAGAAACGAAUGCGUUGAUCAAGUCACUCAAGAAUGAACUCUCUCGUCAUCGUCGUGUCUAAAUGAUCUCGUUGAGUCUACAUACAUGAGAUUUAAUUUGAUCUCCGACCCCGUAAAUCAUUAUGAAUACCUGGGAAAUGUAAGAAUGAUCCAACCAUGCAUUUUUGUGAUCAUUUCUCUUUCUCA
Erythranthe guttata (spotted monkey flower) is the source of this 1553-nucleotide messenger RNA. RefSeq names its product putative carboxylesterase 18. NCBI's taxonomy places the organism in Eukaryota, Viridiplantae, Streptophyta, Magnoliopsida, Lamiales, Phrymaceae. The record is from RefSeq and is a predicted model, not a curated record. Gene Ontology annotation, molecular function: hydrolase activity.